AUGGGUCGGUUCAAGAUCUGCGGAUCAGCAACAGCUUGCUUGAAAUCGGAAAUAGUAUGCAGAAGACAUUUUGCUGCAGAUUCCGCAACGUUAAACAGAUCUCUUCUGUUGCUGAAAGUAAAAGCGGAAAAUGCAGUGGAAAUGAACAAAACAGCCACACGUCUGCUGCGAAUUGAAGUCAGAGAUGUCAACGAUAAUUUGCCAAUCUUUUCGGAGAUUCGCAGUUCAGUACCUUUAGUAUUCAUAAUUCAAUCGGGUAAUACGGUUGUUGGACGAUUGAAAGCAGUGGAUAUAGAUGAUGCACCAUACAAUUCGACAUAUUACUAUAUGCUACCUAGCUGUUCAAAUCGAGAUGGCAUAUUCACUGUUGAUAAACGAACUGGCAUUAUUUCGGUAAUAAAUCCCAACGAUCUCAAAUAUGAUGAAUAUCACUUGUGUGCUUUAGCUAGUGCCUUCAAUAUGUCCAAGACACCGGAAAUAGCAUUUGACAGUAAUAAUGCAAGUAUGAUUGCAUUUACAGUACGAAUCGAAACAAAUAACGCUGUAGAGCAAGCGAAUAAAAUGAAGCAUCUUUUCGAAAACAAUACUAUCAGCAUAUUUGGAAUUGAUUCAGCAUUAACAAUACCAGUGACUCAGCUGAAAACUCAUCAACCAAUAAUCACAUAUCAGCUUGGAUCAAUGCGAUUCACACCUGCCGAAAAUGAAGAAAUACCCACUGAAUCAGCACCAUACUUCUCAGUCGACCCUAUAUCAGGCGACAUCCGCAUUGAUCCAAUGCUUGGUGAUUACGCGGAAGGUGUGUUCACGUUUGAUAUUGUUGCUACUCAACAACGAACAACUACUGAAUCCUUACAAAUUGCACAUAUUGUUAAACAGGUACAUAAUGUGAAACUUCCAUCGCUGCUAAAAUUUAUCUUCGAUCAGAAUGCUCAUCUUCUAGGAUUGAAUCUUGAGGAUUUUAAACAACAUCUGCGCAAUGCAUUGAAAAUGGAACCAACAAUGUCCGACAUUUCUGUAAUUUUUGGCUCACCUCACAUUUACGAAUCAGCGGGACGAAACAGGCUUGUGCUUCAAAAUUUAAUUUUAUCUGACUUUUUUUUAGACUAGUCAUCGGUAUGCUUUCACUCCUUACGCAAUGGAAUAAUCCUCGGACAGGAAAGUGCCAUUUCAAUACUUUCUGCAACGUUGAAUGGUAGAGGCACGCUAUCACGCCUUUACCAAGUAUUUAAAGUAGCUAAUAUAGAGCCAUGCGUUGAGCCAAUUCGUACAUUAUCAUCUGGCUUAAUGAUAUCACGUUCAGCAUUAUUUUGGGCUGGCUUCUCACUCGUUGGCAUCUUAAUAUUACUGUCAUUUUGUAUAUACGCUUGUUUUAUCAUCCGUUAUAAGAACUAUUUGAAUAUGAAGAAAGCAUCUCUUGGUCAAUUUUUCUUUGAUUUUUUGAAUUCAGCAUGA
This is a messenger RNA of Acanthocheilonema viteae, 1452 nucleotides long. NCBI's taxonomy places the organism in Eukaryota, Metazoa, Nematoda, Chromadorea, Rhabditida, Onchocercidae. The record is from the annotation of a GenBank genome assembly.